CCAGCUGAGAACGCCUUCGCUUCGCAGAACUCUUUCUAUCGACGUGGCUGGGAGACCCUGAACGCGCGCAUGAGCCUUGGAGAAACUAUAUAAACACAAUGUUUGCCCAGUCAGGCUGGAGCCGGCUGCAGUGUCCGCCUUUUGGUCGCGCAAAAAAAAGUCGGAACACAAGGGUUUUAGAUACCAGGACACUACCUAAGGUACCGGAGAAGAAACCAUGGCCACGACCCAGGCACUCUUCCGAGCAGUUUUUGCGCCCUUCCUGCUUCUCCUCCUUCAAGCCCUCCACGUUGCAGCCGGCAGCGUUACCAUCCAAAGCAUCAGCGAAGUCAUUGAACAACGCGACUGCGUCCGAAGCUGCCUAGGCUACGGCUAUGGCCAGAAACUCCCCGCGGCGCUUGGAUGCGCAGACUCAGACUCGUGUAUCUGCCGCGCCAACGUUCGACCCUACGCCUCUUCCUACAUCGAGAGCUGCGUCCAGACUGCCUAUACGACUUGCAACGACGGAGUGGACUACACAAUAGCGGUGUCGCUAUACGACGGCUACUGCACGUUCACUGCGCCCGCGACGGUCGUGGUUACGCAAACACCGGACGCGACCUGGAACAACCAGCCGCAAACGGUCACGCUGUUCACGAGCCCGCCUACGGCGACGGUCACAGUGUUCUCCUCAGACGCAGCACCGAGUUCGAGCGGCAUCACCUCUCUCGCAAACCCCGAUCCGUCCUCCGCCGUCGACGCUCCAUUCACCAACUCCCCGGCUUCUUCUUUCCUUACUUCAGCCUCCCGUUCUCCUGUUCCCUCUGGAUCCGAGUCGGCUCCAUCGCCUUCUCCUUCGUCUCCGGCGAAGGAUGACGACUCUGGUUUAUCGCAAACGGAUAAGAUUCAAAUUAUCGUAGGAACGGUUGUACCCUUGUUUUGUGUGGCGAUCACUAUAAUUGCUAGCUUGUUAUUGAAGAAGCGGCACAAGGAGAAGAAGGCUCGCGAUCGCGCUUCGAUGAUGGACAAUCACGGCGACCCAAUUUCAUAUUCGCGGCGGACUCACGGCCCACCAAUAUCGCCGAGUUAUCGCAGCGCCUCGCCAGGUAACCGCUUGUCAACUAUUAUUGCAUGAGUGCUUAGAUAUUUGUAAUAUCAAGAUUGUCUUUCAACAACG
This is a messenger RNA of Trematosphaeria pertusa, 1156 nucleotides long. RefSeq lists its product as uncharacterized. The coding region runs from base 218 to 1114 and encodes 298 amino acids. The record is from RefSeq and is a predicted model, not a curated record. NCBI's taxonomy places the organism in Eukaryota, Fungi, Ascomycota, Dothideomycetes, Pleosporales, Trematosphaeriaceae. The transcript is spliced from 3 exons.